AGCUGGCAGUGCUGCACGCCCAGCCCACCGUAGGCGCCACUGGCACACGAGGUCCCCUUUUGCCCCUCCAAAUCCUUGGUAUUGUUCUUUCUCGCAAACAAUUGCUGGAGAAGCACAUGCAGCGCGCCGCCUCUGCGCCCAUCAACAGUCGAUGGAAACAUCUUCCACUACAUUAAGGUAGAUGAUUCUCUGCUCUUUUUACUGCUUGCCGGUCCCAUUGUUAGAUAGGAGUUAAUCUCUUCGUACUUCUCAUAUCAACACGUUGGCAUCAUCGCCUAUAUCCCUGUGAUUGAGGCGGCAGUAUAUCAGAAAAUAAUGGACGAGUACGACAGCGAUUCACAAGAGGGUCAUAAUGACCCUUCUCAGCCGUGGCCCUUUGAGCAACAAACAGCGUCGUCGUCAGCAUCAGCCAGAGACCCAGACGUCAUCCGUCUUCAUGAACACCAUCGCUAUGAAGAACAAGUCCGCGCAGACGCCUACUUGCGCCCAUAUCUCCCCCGCCAGCCUCGAUCGCUCUCCGGCAUCGCCAUACGUGCCUUUUGUUUGGGUAUAGCUGCUGCAUCGAGCCUUAGCAUCGCUGCAGGGAUCCUCAUAUUCACAGACAGCCCUGCGUGGCGGCCGCCGUUCUUUGUGCUAGCUCUCGCAACAUUUCACUUCCUUGAGUUCUGGACUACAGCAGAGGCAAACACGCGCAUUGUAACGACCGAUAGCUUCCUUUUGACGGCUAAUUGGCCACACUACGCCAUUGCGCAUUCGUUUGCCUUUACCGAAAGCCUUCUUGUGUCAGUCUUCUUCCCAACGCGAUGCUGGUCCCCGUUCGGUCUGGGGCCGGUUCUUCUCUGUCUUGGGUUAGUUAUCACAGCUGUGGGACAGUUUAUCCGUUCCAUGGCAAUGCUCCACGCAGGCAGCAAUUUCAAUCACGAGGUACAAUGGUACAAGUCAGAAUCUCAUGAGCUUGUCACGACAGGCAUCUAUAAGUACUUCCGACAUCCUUCGUAUUUUGGAUUCUUUUGGUGGGGUCUUGGAACCCAGCUUGUUUUGGGAAACGUCAUCAGCUUCUUCAUAUAUACGGGUGUCCUCUGGUGGUUCUUCAAUAGGCGGAUACGAUAUGAAGAGGCUAUGCUGGUAUCCUUCUUCAAAGACGACUACGUGCAGUACAGAGCUAGGGUGUCUACAUGGAUUCCUUUCAUUCGGUAACAUGUGCCCUUGUAUAUUAUAUAGAAU
Molecule: messenger RNA, 1224 nt
Organism: [Torrubiella] hemipterigena
Lineage: Eukaryota; Fungi; Ascomycota; Sordariomycetes; Hypocreales; Clavicipitaceae
Source: the annotation of a GenBank genome assembly